Messenger RNA from Penicillium atrosanguineum, 2007 nucleotides. It is a transcript of the gene abp2, whose product is annotated as putative ARS binding protein Abp2. The record is from RefSeq and is a predicted model, not a curated record. Gene Ontology annotation, molecular function: DNA replication origin binding. The coding region runs from base 1 to 2007 and encodes 668 amino acids. Lineage: Eukaryota; Fungi; Ascomycota; Eurotiomycetes; Eurotiales; Aspergillaceae. The transcript is spliced from 2 exons.
AUGUCUCCACCACUCUUCGAGGUCAUGCGUCAGCAUCAAAUGAAGGAUCCUACGGAUCAAGCAGAAUCCCGGGUAUUACCCUCUAGAGAUGUGACUGACGAGACAAUUGAUGAUACUUACGUUAUGUUUAUUUUGUAUUGCAACCCUAAUGUCCCUUCCUCUGUUGAUACCUCCGAGCUGAGGAAGACCUUUCGCUGCCCUCCACGCAGCGACGGCAAAAGCUUUAGUGUCUUCCGUUUAUUUGAGCUCAUCCGCAGGCUUGAUAACAAAGAGCUCAAAACGUGGAUCCAGUUGGCAAUCGAGCUCGGAGUGGAACCUCCUUCAAUGGAAAAGAAGCAAAGUACUCAGAAGGUUCAGCAGUAUGCUGUCAGGCUCAAGCGAUGGAUGCGUGCUAUGCACGUAGAUGCUUUCUUCGAGUAUUGCUUGGGUCAUCCUCAUGCGUACUACACUCAGCUUCCACCCUCCGGCCCUUUCGUGAGCGAAUCCCGCGACGGCGUACCACUGGAGGAGGAUUUGGCGCUGCGAGCUUUGGUUCCUCAGUGGAAGCCUAAACGUGGCAGAAAGAGAGCCGAGGAAAAAGAACUUGAAGAGGAAAAAGUUACCAAAAGGCCCCAGCUAGACACUUCUGUGGCAGCGUUGCACCAGGGAAGCUUUCAGGACCACUCGGUUACAUUUCCACAGAGCGCUAUUCCUUUCAGUGCAUACCCUGACACUGAUGGCCACGAUCCAUGGAUGACGGCGUCCUCUGCAUUUCCCCAGGCGGGUGCAUCAGACCAACACGGACAAGAACUUCGCUGGAGGCUCCCAGAGCGAGACACAUCGCCAGCUGAUUAUCCCCAGUCAGCUAUCAUUCCAAGAGGAAACCAACCUGCUGAUGUUAUAAUGUCAGCUGAGCCGAUGUCGGCUGUCACGCCAUCUUUGAGCGAAAGGAACCGUAUUCGACGGCGACAUGGCCCGGCUGUUUCAUCUGCGUGGCCGAGUAACAAUGGCUCAUCGACUGGCAAGAGUCGAGGGAGGCCACCCAGUAAGCCAUCGGUAUCAGGGUCAUUCUCCACCUUUCAAGUCAACCCUAGUCGAGAAUCUUCACAAAUUCCGCAAGGAUCUAACGUUCUAUCUUCUCCAUUCCCGGUUGACCACAACUCUUCAACUUCAAUCCCAACCUCUUACAACCAUUCACCCACCCCAGCCAACAAUGGAAGACCGGGUAAGCUUCAGUUGCAGGUUCCUCAACAUCUGGGAGCCCCUGUGAGGUUAGCAACACCCCCGACGCUGUUGGUCAAUGGAGUAAAUGGUGCAGACAUACCGCAAGCGGAGGGACCUCAAGACCCUCAACCUGGUGAUAAAGGAGUCCCCGUUGAGAGCCAAGGCCUUGAGCGUUCCGACUCAAUCAUCCCUACGAAUGAAAUAAUUCGCGCUUUAUCCUAUGAGCUUCCCCAAGCUCGUAUUACAGGGAGGGCGGUACCCCUGAAUCCUGAAGAAGCCCAUGGUCUGGCUUCAGAAAUGGUGGCAAGCUUUUUGACCAUGCAUUCGCAUCUGCCAGGUGGUCUUCCAUUUCCUCUUCUGGCUUUCUACCUCGGUGUCGGCCAUCACUUCGAUAAUCCAGCACCUAAUCCGGUAAUGAUCGUUAUAAAUGCCCAUUCCAAUUCUACAACUACCCAUGCCGGUAGCGGGACUCAGGCAUCUAAUAACGGAACAAAAUUCACCGUCUCGCUCGAGUACAGCCAAUCAUGUCAUUUGUCUAUGCAGAUCGCCAUUGGAACUCAAAACCGACCCACAGCAAUUUCUGGCUCUUUCAGUGGGACUAUGAUAACAACACACCCUCCCGAAGCCACUGGGGAUAAUCUCACAGCCGAAUUUGAUUUUGAAGAAGAAGAUCUGAAACAUACUGUCUCCGAAACAACCUGGAGACAAAGAUACCUCAAGCUGCGAGCACAGAUGCAGAAGAAGGACCGUGCUUUGUCCCAAUACAAACGCAACAUCGUGGAAUCGGUUAUGGCCGAUAUUUAA